AUGGUUGCUCGCGCCAUUUAUAACCUCACCAUCGAAGAUCUCGAUGAUUCCUGCGACGACGACACGCCCAUUAUCCGCGCAGCAGCUAAGCCCAACCCCGCGAUAUUAGAAGCCCUCCUCGCUCACCAUGCAAAGGCCAGCGCAAAAGAAAAUCUUUCUUACAGGGAACGCACCCAGCUAGAACGCCUGGGCCCUAGUGCUACUGUGUGUGGAACCGCGUGCAAUAUCUUUGUGUCGCCUAUCAAAUCUGCCAUCCGCGCCCACCUGCCGCACAAUCUUCGUCUCCUUUUGGCUGCAGGGGCAUCCCCGGAUGGUAUAGAUCGAAUCUCUAUAUCGGAUUAUUCUGUGCGAUGGAUCCGUGGCCGCAAUUUUAAAGAUGAUGUGUCGAGUUUCGUUAUGUGUAAGCCUCGUGCUAUUGUUCUCGCGAAUGCAGAACGCAAAGGUAUCGUUCAUCAAUUGUGUCCGUUGACAUCGGAGGAACUUGAUGAGCGGUGUCAUGGCUUUCCUCGAUUCUGGACUGAGCCGAAUGUACCCGGUCAGAGACUGCGGAUGGAGAGGGCCUUGACAGCGCUGGAAGUUGCUGCCCAGGUGGGUGAUGUGGAGAGCCUUGAUAUUCUACGUGCAGCUGGAGCGGACGAGUCUGCAUGGGUGCGGGAGGUGUCAUUGGACGAGAAGCAGUUUCAAAUCGAUGAGGCAGAGUGGUAUCUUUCUUAUCUCUCGACUUCUUCGCCUGUACAUGAGGCUAUUGCGGCAGGCCAGCAGUCGAUGCUUCGUCACUUGUUGUCUACCAGUGGCUAUUCACCCAAUUACCGUCCAUACGCUGCUCCGACCGUCGCACUCCCGCCACUGUCUUACGCCAUCGCUCGUUGCAAUCUAAGUGACCCUGGUGUACAGAAAUGUCUAGUGGAUCUCCUGUCUCACCCUAAACUGGAGGUAAAUCUGCGCACACCCAUUUUCAACAUCCACCCUCUUCACUUUGCAACUGCGCAUCAUGACCCAGACCUGCUCUCGUGGCUGGAAACUUUCAUUCCAGGUGGGUACGAAGCUGCAGGGGUCACAGGUCUGGGACACACGCUACUUCAUAUAGCCGCUCUGCCUUUUACAGCCACCCAAAUAGUGGAUCGUAAUCCAGAUGUUGCGAAGAGUAUACACAGCGCCCGCACCUUGGAUUCUACAUGGAUACCCCAUCGCCUACCGAGUCCACUACACAGGGAAUUCUCCACUGCAGAGUUGAUAGGCUUGGGGUGUAAGGUAUCUCCAAUGACAGAGGCUCAACAGUUAGCGCAACAGGGUACAAUCCGGGUUCUACUGGAAUGGGGUGGAGUGGAUGUCAGGGCAAAGGAUGUAGAGGGUAACACCGCUUUACAUUAUUUGGCUGGGACUUUGAACAUGAGCGAGGAUACAAUUGAAAUGGUGAGGCAGAUGGAAGGAGGUGAGGAAGUCUGGGAGAUGUCAGAGAACUGCUACGGAGUCACUCCGAAGAAGAUGUGGGGUGAAUAA
Molecule: messenger RNA, 1500 nt
Organism: Penicillium subrubescens
Lineage: Eukaryota; Fungi; Ascomycota; Eurotiomycetes; Eurotiales; Aspergillaceae
Exons: 1
Coding region: 1-1500 (499 amino acids)
Molecular function (GO): protein binding
Source: RefSeq, a predicted model, not a curated record